This is a messenger RNA of Phytophthora sojae, 2561 nucleotides long. Its product is annotated as multiple inositol polyphosphate phosphatase-like protein. The record is from RefSeq and is a predicted model, not a curated record. NCBI's taxonomy places the organism in Eukaryota, Oomycota, Peronosporomycetes, Peronosporales, Peronosporaceae. The transcript is spliced from 3 exons. Bases 1 to 2508 code for a protein of 835 amino acids. Gene Ontology annotation, molecular function: phosphatase activity. Gene Ontology annotation, biological process: signal transduction; phosphatidylinositol dephosphorylation.
AUGGCUGCGCGCGGUCUCCCCUCCGGCGGCGGCGUGGUGCUGCCGUCACCCUCCUCUCUGGGCAGCUGCGAGCCCGAGUCCCUGGGCGCGUCCUCCGCGGCCUCCUCGUCGCAGUCCAACGGCAAGUACUACAACCCCGUGGUCAUGGACAUCAUCCGCGAGGACUGGAUCCAGCAGCAGCUGCAGCAGCGCCAGGCCGCGUACACCGAGUUCCGCCCAACGCGCGUCGUCACGGGCACGUGGAACGUCAACGCCAAGAAGCCGCUGGCGCCCGCCGAGGCCGCCAAGAUCGUCAGCUGGCUGCAGCCUCAAGGGACUGCGACGACGACGAGUCGCGAGCCGCCGCCGGACGUCGUGGCGCUCGGCUUCCAGGAGAUCGUGGACCUCAAUGCGGUCAACGUGGUGGUCAACAGCGCGCUCACGGUGCAGCGCAGCUCGGCGUGGGAGGAGGCGGUGCUCACGGCGCUGAACCGGCACAUCGGCCCCGGUGCUGGGGCUGGAAGCGCGGAGGCUCCGGCGUUGCAGUACCGCGUGGUGCUGGAGAAGCACCUGGUGGGGAUUCUACUGCUGGUGUUCGUGCGCACGGACCACUGGGACCAUGUCAAGGAGAUCAAGGGAGCGACGGCUGGGGUCGGCAUCAUGGGCGUCAUGGGCAAUAAAGGAGGGGCUGCGGUCAGACUUAAAUUCUACAGCAGCACGCUCUGCUUCGUGUGCGCGCACUUGGCUGCACACAGGGAGAACGUGGCUGGGAGAAACGCGGACUAUCUUAAUAUUCUGAGUAAGGUCCAGUUCGGAGAUAGCGCCGAGGACGGAGCCGCCCCGAUUCAGGACAUUAGUGGCAGGUUCUGGAGUGGCGAGCCGUCGAUCCUCAACCAUGACUUUGUUUUCUGGAUUGGAGAUUUGAACUACCGAAUCCAGGAUGCUUUGACGACGGAGGAAGUUUUCAGGCUAGCGGAGAGUGGACGGUCGCUGGAUAAGCUCGUGCAGCACGAUCAGUUGACGAUUGAGCGCCAACGUGGCAACGUGCUCAAAGGUUUCCAAGAAGGGCCGCUUACUUUCCCGCCGACGUACAAAUUCCAGGCUGGUACGUCAGAGUAUGAGAAGCGACCCGAGAAGAAACUGCGGGCUCCUGCCUGGUGCGAUCGCGUGCUCUGGAGAGCGAAGAGCCCGAAUGACGUGAAGCUUCGAAGUUACACUUCCGUUCCUGUCCUGGAUCUGUCCGAUCACAAGCCCGUUCAAGCAUGCUUCGACAUUCAGGUGAAAUACCAAGUGGAGUCCAAGAAAAAUGAGGUGAUCCGGGAAAUCAUGAUGCAACUGGACAAGUGGGAGAACGAGAACAUGCCCAAGGUUCGCCUGCUUCAGGAAGACGGCAGCACGACGAGCAGUGGCGUCAUUUCUUUCUCGCAGCUGAAGUUUAACGUCGAGCAGAGCAAGAAGGUGAUCAUCGAGAACACGGGACUUGUUGUGGCGCACCUGCGCUUCAUCCCAAAGCUGGAAGACGUCACAAUAUGUAAACCGUGGCUAAAUGUUGCACCGAUGUUUGGCAUGAUUCCGCCACGGGACAAGAUGGAGAUUCGCAUCACAGCUCUCGUUGAUGAAAGAGUCGCUCACGGUCUCACAAGCGGAGAUGAGACGCUCGAUGACACUAUGAUCUUGCGCGUUGAGAACGGACGCGACUAUUUCCUGGUGGUGUCGGGGCAGUACGCAAACUCUUGCUUUGGGAGUUCGCUUGAGCAAUUGGUGUCGUGCUCAGAGCCGAUCCGACAGGCCAAGUUUACGGCGGCGCGGUCUCCGGCUGCGUCAGUGUUUAGUGUUUGGGUCGGUGGGGCAACAGGCGUCCCUAAGGAACUCUGGCGCAUGGUGAACGACAUCUACGAGAACUAUAUGCAAGAGAAGAACCUGUUCGUUGAAGCUGGCAGCAAGGUAGAGAUUGUGCAACUGCGUGAAGCACUGGACACUGGAGCGCCGCUGCCUACUCACAGCGGAUAUUCCAUGGCCGAAUUACUUGUGCGCUGGCUGCAAGCUUUGCGUCAAAGCGUAGUACCGGACGAAGCGCUGGCUGCUGCAGUUACGAGUGCAAAUGGCAACAUGGCCCAAGGAUGUCGAGCGCUGCUGGAUGCUUUGUCGCCAGUGAGGUACAACGUGGUCGUCUACCUGGUGUCCUUCCUGCGAGAAGUACUCAAGCACAACGCCACUAACAAGCUAACGCCCGAGAAGCUAGCGUUCGUCUUUGGCCGAUGCCUCGUGUCGCCUUGCAGAGUUAACUUUGGCAAGGACUUGGCUCGCACUAGCGUCGGUCGUGUCCUGGCGCUCGACGAACACAGCUCGCCUGCAUCCACAGCCUCGACGGUGUCAAGUGUUGGCUCCAACCAGUCCAAUGUGCUGGUCCCUGAAGAGCACAUACGUCGGAACGCCCACGAGUUCGAGAUCGCACAAGCCAACGCAGCUCAGCGAGCCGAGAAGAUGGAGAAGUUCCUUCUGCACUUCCUGUCCGUGCCAUCGCCGUGACGGAGACAACUGUAUGAUUGCUGGUGCCCAGCAUUGAUUCCCCUCAAACGAAU